Molecule: messenger RNA, 1287 nt
Organism: Hymenoscyphus albidus
Lineage: Eukaryota; Fungi; Ascomycota; Leotiomycetes; Helotiales; Helotiaceae
Source: the annotation of a GenBank genome assembly
AUGAUAACUGCCGAUUAUUUCAGAUCACCUUUCGGUUCCAUUACCGAAGGAUAUAUUCAUCGAAGUCACCGUAAGUUAUGCGCAAUGUCUGUUCCAUUUGCAAGGGUGUGAGUGAUACUGACAGCAUAUCAAUGCCAGAAAAUCCAAUAACGGGUGCCCUCAGAAAUAACUUAAAAAACUUUAGUGUAAACAGACACUUCAAGAGUAGAGGUUGGGUAAGAGUUAUGUGAGUCUCCCGGAAUAUUCGAGUUAGCGUUUUUGACUGACUUGGUAUCUCGACUUAUAGUGAAUGCAGAGGCAUAACAACUGUAUAUCAAAACACACGUGACACUUCUUCCUCACCAGUAAUUAUUUACCCACCCAUAGCUGAAGUAGACUGCAAUGGAUAUUGCAAUCAAAAAAGCUCUUUGUUCGAGCUACACGUUAGUUGUGAGGAACACCCAUUGAGCUGGAUAUUUAAAGAUAAUUUCCAAGUGACAUUCUACGAGAUCAUUGAACCGGCUCCUGAGCACGAAUGUUGGGACACAGGCACUCUAUUCUCUAGAUCCAACACUGACACUAAAGUGAGCUUUAGAAAAGUCUGUGUUACGGUAGGAUGUUGACCCCGUUAUUUUGAGACAUCAACUGAUUCCGACAGCUUGGGUGUAUCGUCCAGAAAAUAACAACUUGAAGGAACCUAAGGAGCAUUCGUUCUGGACCAUUCUUGUAUGCACGCCCUCGAAUCACCGAAAAGACUUGCGAAAAUUGGUUCACGAUAGAGAGGAUCUUCUAUACUCCUCACACCUUCAGAGUUCUGGUAAGCCUGUACAGGUUUUUUAUGAACAGGCCUUACUAGCCAUCCUUAAAGUACAACUGACCAGGAUCCUUGAAAAGUGGAAUGAACUUUUGGCACAUCUGAACGCUCUUCUGGCUGCCAGAGGUCAAGCAACAUUCAUGAAUCCAGAUUCAUAUGUCCACCUACUUUACGACGAAUCAAACUUUUCGAGAUCUAAAUUCUACUUUUGGGCUAUCGGGUGUCUUAGUAGCUUUGAAGAGAAUAUUGUGAUCACUGCUAGGCAUCCCAAAAGCGUACGCAGAAAACUCGUGAACGAGGUCUGCAGAAAGCUAGAGCUGGGACAAGUAUCCUAUGGACAUACCGAGCACAUCAAGAUGCUAGACGCAGAGCUCGAGCCUCUCUGCAAGCAAUUGGAGGAUAUCGGAGAGCAGUUUGGAAAGCGCCUCGAAACUGUUCGGGCACUUCGUGAUGGGGUGAGCACCAUAAAAUCCAUAUUUCGAACAGAAUAUUAA